Molecule: messenger RNA, 845 nt
Organism: Scylla paramamosain (green mud crab)
Lineage: Eukaryota; Metazoa; Arthropoda; Malacostraca; Decapoda; Portunidae
Exons: 5
Source: RefSeq, a predicted model, not a curated record
AUGACAGCAAGGCGCAGCGCAGGCAGCGGCCGGCCGGCCGGGCGGGAGACCGGCAGGGAGGGGCCGAGCCCCGGCCGAAGCCUUGGCACCACAGAUGAGGACAAAGACAAGAAAAUAAAGGCCAGAAAGAUGAAGAGGCAGCUUGCAGAAAAGCCAGGGGUGGUGUGCAGGCACGUGGCAAAGACCUCAACAGAAGUACAAGACCCGCCCGAGGAAGAAGUGGCCGAGGGAUGCUGCAGGCCACUGCUGCUGGAAGACCCCACGCAGCACCAGGCAGCCCCGGGGAUACAGACCACCACGGUUAAACACACAAGUGGGGACCAGAUACACCAGGGAACAGUACAGCAAGACAGUCGCACAGUCGUUCCUGGUGCGGCUGAUGCGUUUGAGCAUGUCCAGCGAUGCGGAGGUGCAGACAGUGCAACACAACACAUCCUGCACACACUGCUCCACCGGCACCACAAUGCUCACUACCUGCCCAAACCUACACAAGCAGGCACGCCCACACACUCCCUGCACGCCCACAGGCAGCAGACGAGCAGUAAGGAGAGGCUGAGAGAAAGAGAGGAAGGACCGCGUACUUUGCUGUGCUCCCAGCCCAAGGCAAGCAGGCACGUGCCCACACUGCCACACUCCCUGCACGCCCACAGGGCCACAGGCAGCAGACGAGCCGCAAGGUGCCAGCCCCAGGCUUCCUGCAGGACCGGACGCAGCCAGGAGCAGCGUUGCAAUGGAGGGUGCAAGGCCAGGAAACAGCAGCAGCAGCAGCAGCAGCAGCAGCAGCAGCAGUGGCAGCAGGAACAGCCUGGAGCAGCGGGCGACCCUGGGCGUGAGGACCUACACUU